GGUAUCGCUAGGUAUCUCAGGUACCUACACCCCAUCGCUGCAAAAUUCCUGAGCUAUAAUCGCAGCCUCUGCUUUUUGCUUCCAGGUUCCCGGCUCCAGGGAAGCAGUUGAUGGCCCCCGUCUCAUCCCUUAAGUGGCCGCGCUCCCACUCUUCUAGCCAUACUAAGCGCUUGCUCUGCGUCUCAAACCCCCUUUUGAAGCGAUCCUGGCAAUCUUGGAGCCGUUUCCCUCCCGCCGAUCCAGACCCCCCAACGGCUACUGCACUCUCUUUCGCCUUCUUAUUAUCGGGCCGCCGGCGGUUUUGUUUAAGAUUACCAAAAGAUGACGCGCCACCGCGUCCGGCAGGACGACUUGCAUGAGUACUCUGACGGUUCGAAUUGGUCGGACGGUGAAUCUUCGUCGAGCGAGGAUAGUGUCGAAGUAUUCGAUGUCGAGUCUAAUAACGGCGGGUACAAUACCGGUCUGUCGGACAUUGAUAGCUUCGACCCAGACGAUAUCGGACUAGACGAUAUCGACCCAGAAGAUGCGGCAAAGCUCUUUGAGGGAAACCUGUACUCUCCAGAAUACUAUGUCCGAUGUAUAUACGAGUUUAAAGAGUCGGCCUUCGAUGGUGAAGACUAUAGUGCGGGGAGUAAAGUACUCCUUGAUGGAAUAGAGGAUCUCUGGAAUCAGUAUUGUGCGUUCAUCAAGCGCGACCCCCAGAGGGCCUUUGAGUCGGUCACUCUCGCGUUCCUCAACUCCUUCUUCGACUGGCUCCUGAGUCAGAGAACUGGCAAGGACGGGAGAAAGAAAAGGGGAACGACGAAGAGCAGUUCCCUCGGGACGUACUGGAAAGUAUAUCGGCUCGUCUACGAGAGGGCCACAGGCGAGAAGCUUGACGCGAAAUUGAACCGGAAAAUGCACAGCGUGCUUAAACUUCUUGCCAAAAAGCACAACCUGAGCGACCAUAAACGCGAGAAUAGGUGUAUGACAAUCGACAACCUCAAGGAGCAGGUCGAUACGACGCUACGCACCACCAAGAAGUCGUUUAGCCUAGGAGAGCUCCGAAUCCUUUGCAUUUUGUUCCUCCUCUUGCUCGCCCCAACCGGUGCCCGCCCCACAUCGGUCCUUCUCCUCCGCUUCGGAGAUAUCCGUAUUAUAUUAGCCCGAGAUCCUGACGGCGGCCCACACAAGAUCCCCACCAAGCCCACCCCAGAGCCCACGAAGACAUACCUUGGCACUAAAGAUGCGAAGACCGUGACAAUUCCCGAAGUCCUAUUCGACCCAUCUCUGACUCUUAGUGUUCAAACCUUCCUCCUCGGCAUUCUCUUCCGGCAUCGGGCCUUCGAGGCGCCAAGUUUAACCUGGCCCGAGAGGCUGACCCAACUUGAUAUCCACCCAGGCGAACAGGAGCUGCCUAUACCACUGAAGGCCAGCAUGAAAGAUGUCCACAUUUUCCGCCGCACCAUCAAGACACUGGCCGGCUACGAGAUAUCGUCAAACAAGCUCAUCAGCUACGGGAUGAUGGCAAGCUGGAUCAAAAGGUGUGGUGAGAUUGCAGGGAUGGAAGUGCCGACAAUCCCGUAUAAUUUGCGGUACAAUGCCGCUAAUGGUCUGACGGAUGAGGUGAGCGAUGCGACUAGGAACCUUAUGCUAGACCACGCAAACUCGACUCCGUUCCAAAGGCACUACCUUGGGCGUCAAAUUGUGGGAGACCCAUAUGGAAUCAUUCGUGGACUGAAGCCGCAGAAUGCUUUAGUACAGGCAUCCUGCAGCAUCGGCCAUUCCAUGAGCAAACGGCGCCCCAUAGACCUGACAACCGACCAGGCCGCAUCCAUCAAUCUCCACCCCACCGUCAAACAGCUGGCCCGCCGCAUCGAAGAACUCCGUCAAUUACGAAACCACUCGCGCGGGGCCAUGGACGAGUAUAAGGACGCGGUUCGCAAGCCCCGGAGCGAGAAGCAGAGGCUCAAGCGAGCCCUCAAACAGCAGAUCAGGGACGAGUGGACCGAUAAACAAGCCGUAGUCGACAUCGAGGCCCAACUCAACGAGCUUGGCUUGGUCGAGGACUCGACGGUCGAGGCCUCCAACUGUCCAAUGCGCCCCGCUCAGAGGCGAUUGGUGGACGCCCUCAUGGCCCAAGUCGAAACUUCAAUUGAAGCAGUCCGUUAA
Molecule: messenger RNA, 2151 nt
Organism: Chaetomium fimeti
Lineage: Eukaryota; Fungi; Ascomycota; Sordariomycetes; Sordariales; Chaetomiaceae
Product: C2H2 finger domain protein
Exons: 5
Coding region: 322-2151 (609 amino acids)
Source: RefSeq, a predicted model, not a curated record